AUGAUAGCGUUAUCCUACCUUGAAUUAGCUGACGAUCAAUUGUUUGAUAUUGUCUGUCGAUAUUAUACUCCACCUCCAUUCCAAACAACAAAUUACACUCAAUUAUUAGAACAAUGUAUGUUUAUUAUUGAUCAAUAUUAUUCGCAAGAUCUCGAACAAUUAAUUCACCAAAUGAGACAACGACGAUUUAUUCAACCAAACACUCAACAACCAUCAACAAGAACAGCUUACCAAAUGCCUCCAGGUCCACAAAGACAGUCAGUGCCAUUUGUGCAGCAAAAUAAUAAUAGAUUUUAUCCACCACAACAAUAUCAGCAGCAGUCUAAUAAUAGUCAAAUGCCAAUUCAACAACAACAAUACAGAUAUUCGCAACCUCGUCCGCAACAACAACAACAACAACAACAACAAAUUCUACCUCGACCUCCACUAUCACAUCGCCAGCAUCAAGGCCAAACACAACAGACCAUACCUCGCCCGCCACCUCCUUCACAUCAACAACAAAUUGCAAGUCACCCUCGUCCAAUCAUACAACAGUCAUCUCGUCCUAUUUAUACUCAACAACCUCAAGUUGUUAAUCAAGUCAUACAACAACCAGCUGCUCAUCUAAUCAUUCAAACUCCUGUUACCAUUCCACCAACAAUACAGCAGCCACCUCGUAUUCCAGCACCAUUACCUUCAUCCUCUUCUUCGUCAAACAACAUUUCUGUUAUUGUUGAUGGUACUAGUGGUCAUCCGUCGGUACCUCUUCCACCAAUCGUUCACAAAAUAUUACCAUUUUAUACAUUAAUUCGUUCUAUUUAUGAAAAUGGCCAAUUUAAAUUUGAUCAAAAUAAAAAGUUACAUCUCUGUCAUUUGAAAUUUCGUCUGGAUUUAGAUUCAUGUAAUCAAAUAGCCGAGUCUUAUGAUUACGAUGAAGAUUAUGAUCAAAUUAAAGCGCGCUAUUGCCUCAUACUGAGAUUGGCAAGAAUCGAUCAACAACCGACAAAUUUACAUUUGGGUUAUGAUGAUAGUCUACCACCAAAUCUCAUCGUUCAGUUAAACUCUCAAAAUGUUUCAUUACCUGUUCCCAAACCAUGUACUCGUCAAAAUACAGACUUAAUUCGUAAUGGUCGUGAAAUUGACAUUACUGAACAAGCAAUGUUAUCACCAUCACAACUUAAUACAUUGGCCAUGCAAUGGCAAUUAUCACAACAACUUGAUCAGUAUCAAACAGCCAAAUAUGCCGUACAUAUUUAUCUAAUGAAACGACAAUAUAUUGUCGAUUUAGUUCAAGAAGUAAAAGAGAAACGAGUAAAGCUAGAAAAAUCUGAUUUGAGACAAAUUUAUGCUCAAUCAAAUGGUGGCGACAGUGAUUUAUGUGUUAGUGAUUAUAAAAUAAUGUUAAAAUGUCCAAUUAAUCAAUGUCGAUUAAAAAUACCAGCAAGAGCAACGACCUGUCAACAUUUACAAUGUUUUGAUCUAUAUAAUUAUAUUGCCAUGAAUGAAAAAAGUUCAAAAUGGUUAUGUCCCGUUUGUUCUCGUCCAGCACUCUAUGAUCAACUACGUCUCGAUCAUUAUACUGAAACAAUUUUAUCUGCUACCAAAGAUUCGACUACGGAAAUAAAAAUCGAUUCCAAUCUUGACUGGUCACCAAUUUUAACUGUGGAUCAAGAACAUCAAGUAUCAUCGACUACGUCAGAUAAUGCGGAAUCAUGUAUUUUAUUAGAUGAAGAUGAUGAAGAAGAUUCAAAAGCAUCGAUCAAAUUAAAUUAUAUUCAUUUACAGGAAAAACCUAACACUACAGAAAAUGAAAUUAUAUUGCUCGAUGACUAA
Molecule: messenger RNA, 1812 nt
Organism: Didymodactylos carnosus
Lineage: Eukaryota; Metazoa; Rotifera; Eurotatoria; Philodinida; Philodinidae
Source: the annotation of a GenBank genome assembly